Solea senegalensis (Senegalese sole) is the source of this 562-nucleotide messenger RNA. It is a transcript of the gene atp5if1a, whose product is annotated as ATP synthase inhibitory factor subunit 1a. Gene Ontology annotation, cellular component: mitochondrion. Bases 107 to 433 code for a protein of 108 amino acids. Lineage: Eukaryota; Metazoa; Chordata; Actinopteri; Pleuronectiformes; Soleidae. The record is from RefSeq and is a predicted model, not a curated record. Gene Ontology annotation, molecular function: ATPase inhibitor activity. Gene Ontology annotation, biological process: negative regulation of ATP-dependent activity. The transcript is spliced from 3 exons.
AAACGUUUACUUCAGAUUUCCGCAUUUUGUGCUCAGACCAGUGAGACUUCAAGCUAAAGCUUCUUUCUCUGUGCUGUUGUCUCUCUUCAACAACGUACGAGUGACCAUGUCAGGAGUUUUUCUGAGGGUAAACCUGAGGAGGUGCAUCGCGCCUCAAAUCAGAAUGUUCUCUGAUCAGCUUGGUGAGUUGGGCAGUGGAGCAGGCAAAGGUGGUGGUGGAGGCGGCUCUGUGAGGCAGGCAGGCGGUGCAUUUGGAAAGAGAGAAGCAGCCGAGGAGGAGCGGUACUUCAAGCAGAAGGAGAGGGAGCAAAUAGAAGCUCUGAGGAAGCAUCACGCAGAGGAGAUCGAGCACCACAAAAAGGAGAUUGAGCGCCUUCAGAAGGAGAUUGACCGCCACAAGGGCAAAAUUAGAAAGCUGAAACAUGAUGACUGAAGCACAGUCCAUCCACAUCAUUGCUAAGUUAAUCAUAAGAUAUAGAUUUUACUGGCGGCUGUGACAGUUCCUGUAUCAUACUUCAGAGCAAUGGCAUGAACAUUUGAAUAAAUAAAUAAAUAAAUGAAA